AUGUCGUUCGGACUCACCAUUGGCACAGAACGUGCCCAAGCGCUUCAGGCAUCCAUCCAGGAUGAACUCAUGAAAAGGGGAUAUAGCACGGAGCCAGAUCCCGUUAUGGCUGAAUUUAUUACUAUCAUGGUAAUCAACAACAAAACACCUGCUCAGGUCAGCUUGGAGUUGGAAGAUAAGCCUGAUUUCACGGAUUGGAUCUUCGCAGAGGCAGCAAAAGGCGCCUCGGUUUCCGAUGUUACUCCUCAAUCCCCUCCUGCAAAGCCUGAAACCCCAGCAGAUCCCACACCUGCACGAGAUGCCCCUCCUCACCUACCUAAUGACUCGUCACGAACCAAUGCCCCCCGCAGCGGCGUAUACCAACAUGCAAUUUCGCAAGCCCUUCCAUCUUCCUCAUCCCAAAAACGAACAGCCUCUGCUCGUUCUCCUUCUCCCAGUCACCCAAAUAAAUCAAGACGGACAGACCUUCCAACAGGUCCUCGGGCCAUGUAUCGCGACGGCUCUGGCCCAAACGGUAACCCCCAUCCCAACACCCGUAGUUUGAUUGAGCGUGUUGGAGGUCCCGCCGGUCGCAACAAAAAUUUCCAGCGAGAUGAUAUUCAAGCUCGGAUUGACAAUAUCGUGGGCAACGCACCUGAGUCAACUAUGAUGAUGCCUCCUCAGGGAUUUCCGAUGGGUAUGGAUAUGCAGGCACUGGCUGCUAAUAUGGCAAGCCCUUUGAUGUUGCAGGAGAUGAUGAUGAACCAAAUGGCACUGAUGGCGCAAAUGGCAUCAACAAUGGGAAUAAUCAACCCUGCUAAUGGGCAGUUUAACGCCCCAGGCUUCGCUCCUCCGGGCAUGCAAGGAGACAUGGGAAUGUUCCCAAAUAACAUAAACAACAGUUUCCCCCAUCAGCAACAGCAGCCUGGUAGUAAUGGCGUUAUUAACGGUGCGGGUCGUGGUCGUGGUGGUGCAAGGGGUGGACGUGGUACAGGAAGGGGAAGAGGAGGGCCACUCGGAGGUGGAAGUUCUGAUCGACCUGUUGGAAACAUUAAUUCUUCACCAGCUCCACCCACCAAUGCCGGCACUUCUGCUGCUAUUCCAAUAGUUGCACCCACUCCAGUGACCCCGGCGCCUUCAACAUCUGCCCCAUCCGCUGCCGCCCGCGCUGCUGCCCCUCCUGUGCAGGCCCAAGCGCCUGCAACCUACGCUAUCCCUGAACGGCCCCAGUCCCCUACUUUGUGUAAAUUCGCAUUGAAAUGUACAAAUGCUCAUUGUCGAUAUUCGCAUCCAUCUCCCGUUGCGACAGCUGAGAGUGGCAUUGUUCUCAGCAAUGAGGCUUGCGACAAGGGCAAGAACUGCAAGGACAAGGAUUGCAUUAAGGCCCAUGUCAGCCCUGCGGUCCUCAACCCUCAAGCCGAACAUUCCAUACCAAAUGCAACAGCGCCUAUGCCUCCAACGCAUCACAAUCCGGUUCCAUGCAGAUUUGGUGCUGCUUGCACACGCCCAGGGUGUACAUUCAAUCACCCUCCCCGUCAAACUCAAUUUGCAACACAAUGUCGAUUUGGCGCUGCCUGCACGCGCGCUCAAUGCGCGUUCCAACAUCCUGAAGGUCGUGUGCUCCCUUCUACUUUCCAUCGUGGGUUAUCCACGACAGGUCCGAUCGUUAACGUUCCCACUCCGGAGACCGGCUCGAUGGGUGUCAGCCAGAAUAGAAGUAUGACUUUCAAUAACCCUGCCUCAUCUGCAAAGCAGAAGUUAGAACAACAAGUGAAAGAGGCCGAGGAAAGGAAAAAUAAGGCUGAGAAGGCUGUGAAGGAUGCGGAGGCAGCUGCGACCAGCAAGAAGGCAGACGCCAAACCUGUUUCUAUCACCGCAUAG
This is a messenger RNA of Psilocybe cubensis, 1860 nucleotides long. RefSeq lists its product as uncharacterized. Gene Ontology annotation, cellular component: nucleus; cytoplasm. Gene Ontology annotation, molecular function: metal ion binding; poly(A) binding. The transcript has 6 exons. Gene Ontology annotation, biological process: regulation of mRNA stability. The record is from RefSeq and is a predicted model, not a curated record. Lineage: Eukaryota; Fungi; Basidiomycota; Agaricomycetes; Agaricales; Agrocybaceae. Bases 1 to 1860 code for a protein of 619 amino acids.